Blepharisma stoltei is the source of this 1201-nucleotide messenger RNA. The record is from the annotation of a GenBank genome assembly. NCBI's taxonomy places the organism in Eukaryota, Ciliophora, Heterotrichea, Heterotrichida, Blepharismidae.
AUGAGAAGAUACUUACUCCCUACUAACAAAACUAUUGGAAAAAUCACUAUCUUUUGCCUAAAAACCCUCCAUACGAAUGAAAAAAUUUUUAAUGUAAAAAUUUUAUGAAAAUAAUUUGAUAUAUACUUGAUAAUUAGUAUAAUGAGACCUCUAGCUAAAUCUGUUUAAUUUUAGACAGCUUGCAUUUCAAAGCAUAAAAUUUUACGAAUUAAAUAAAUAAUUGCUUUAUAUAAUUUUUGCGAAUUGGAUUUUUUAAAUUUCGAAAAAAAAAAUUAUAUUAAAAAAAACUAACCCCUCCGUAAGCGAACAAAAUUUUUUGUUCGCUCACAAAGGAGGAGUUAGUUUUUGCUUUGCUUGUUCUAGGGUGUGUAACUUUAGAAUCUAAACAAUAUAGUACUGAUACAGAUGGAAACAAAAAAUUUCUUCAAGCCUUAUCAGAGCCAAGAAUAUUAAAAUUUAGCGGCCAACCUACCAGUAUGUAAUAUAUAGAGAUUUAAUGCAACUGAGCAAUGAUGGCUCAGGGGAAGAUGAUGAUGGACUUGAAGAUGAUACCAAAGUAUUAACUCCCCCCCCUCCGUGAGUGAACAAAACCAUUAGAAAAAUCCCCAAAAACCCACCCUCCGUGAGUGAAACAAAAAUUUUUUUAAUAGAAAAAUUUUUUAUGGAAAAAAGUUUUAAUAUAUAAAUGAUAAUUAGUAUAAUGAAAUAUAGAGCUAAUUCUGUUUAAUUUUAAACGAAUUGCUUUUUAAAACAUAAAUUUUGCAAAUUGAAUUAAUAUUUGCCUUCCAAUUUUUGCGAAUUAGGAUUUUUUUAAAUUUCGAAAAAAAAAUAUUUUUUAUAAAUUUAUAUAUAAAUUUUUUUUAAAAAAAAAUUAGCCCCCCUCCGUGAGUGAACAAAUUUUUUUGUUCACUCACGGAGGGGGGGGAGUAAGCGUAUUUUUACUAAAUUUUAUUGUUUGCGUUAUUUGCUGUGGGAUGGUUCAAGGUGUUAUGAUACUUACUCUUGCUUACAUUUUAUUCAUAACAUAAUUUAUUAUUUUUAAAAAAUUUUUUAUAAUAGACAGAAAGCUAGCAAAAAAAUGAAUAGCGAAUUGAAUCUAUUGAAAAAAAAUUAUAAGCAAUAUCAGGGAUAUAUGAAAUUCAGAGAAUUCAGAAAGGCUUAUGCAGAUGAACAAAAGAAAAAAGAAAGUGAAAAUAAUUAA